Molecule: messenger RNA, 1757 nt
Organism: Micromonas commoda
Lineage: Eukaryota; Viridiplantae; Chlorophyta; Mamiellophyceae; Mamiellales; Mamiellaceae
Product: Phosphate:Na+ symporter
Exons: 1
Coding region: 1-1605 (534 amino acids)
Biological process (GO): sodium-dependent phosphate transport
Cellular component (GO): membrane
Molecular function (GO): sodium:phosphate symporter activity
Source: RefSeq, a predicted model, not a curated record
AUGACCGCGGAGGAGAAGGCCGACCAGGCCGCGCAGGCCAAGUGGCUCACUCCCUCCAAUGAGAACCCCAUCAAGAAGGCCGUCCUCACGAUCCUCGUCUUCUACUGCCUCUGGGUGUUCCUCCUCACCCUCGGUGUCAUGGGCACCGGCUUCAAGCUCCUCGGAGGCAAGGACUCUGCCAAGAUGUUCGAUGUUGCGGACAACCCUAUCUCCGCGCUGAUGAUCGGUAUCCUCGCCACCGUGCUCGUCCAGUCCUCGUCCACAACUACGUCCAUCAUCGUCUCCCUCGUCGGAGCUGAUGAGCUCUCUGUCAACAUCGCCAUCUUCAUGAUCAUGGGUGCCAACAUCGGUACCUCCGUCACCAACACCAUCGUCGCCAUGGGACACUUUGCCAACAAGGACGACCUCCGCCGCGGCUUCGCCGCCGCCACCGUGCACGACGUCUUCAACAUGCUCUCCGUCCUCAUCUUCCUCCCCAUCAACUGGAUCUACCCCUUCCUCGAGAAGAUGACCUACGAGAUGGCCAAGGACCAGAAGUCCUGCGAGGGUGACGACUGCAACAAGACUGAGUUCCUCAAGCCGUACAUCUCCCCGUACUCCAAGGGCGUCGCCAACUACGACAAGAAGGUUGCCGGAUACAUUUCCCAGAACUGGUGCGCGGGCCAGUGCGGCAAGAGCUACUCCACCGACGCCAUGAAGAAAAUCUCCGAGGAGGUGUGCACCUCCUCUACGGACUGCUCCAACGUCCACAAGAACUACGAGUCCAACUGGAUGUCCAAGGGAUACCUCGCCAAGAAGCGCGCGCCCGCGUACAUCGUCGGCACCGCCUCCGGUACCCCCGCCGAGUUCCACUACGACAAGCCCGCUGCCUGCUCCACCUCCACCAAGUUCUUCGACAACGACACCAACUUCACCAGCACCGUCGCGGGCUCCCUCACCGCCGGCACCUGCUACGAGGUGUGUGGCUCCAAGGUCAAGACUGGCCUCUGCGACAAGCGCCUCCUCAAGGGCGGCCUCCUCCUCGAUGACUGGGACAUGACCGACAACGGCGCGGGUACCUUCCUCACCGUCGUUUCCCUCAUCUCGCUCUGCUCUUGCCUCUUCUGCAUCGUGUACAUGCUCCAGAUCAUCGUUAAGGGCACCGCCGCGCGCAUCCUCCGCAAGGUGGUCGGCUUCAACGGGUACCUCAACAUCGUCAUCGGCAUGUUCAUCACCAUCAUGGUGCAGUCCUCCUCCAUCACAACCUCCACCCUCACCCCGCUCGCGGCCGUGGGUCUCAUCAACCUCGAGGACAUGCUCCCACUCACCCUUGGUGCCAACAUCGGCACCACCCUCACUGGCAUCAUGGCCGCCACCGUUGUCACCUCCAACCCCGUUCAGGCGUGGCAGGUUGCGCUGUGCCACCUCUUCUUCAACAUCUUCGGCAUCCUCGUCUGGUACCCCAUCCCCAUUAUCCGCAAGAUCCCCCUCGACGGCGCCAGGUUCCUCGGCAAGAUGACCACCAACCCCAAGUGGGGUCAGAUCUUCCCCUUGGUGUACACCUUCAUCUGCUUCUUCAUCAUCCCCGGCAUCGCGUACGGCAUCACCGCCGCCGCGUCCUCUUAAGCGAAUGGGGUCUCGUCAUUUCUUAUUAUUCUUUUCGGCCGCCGGGUGAGGUCUCAGUGCGAAGCCAACCCAACGCGGCCGACGGGUGCGGCGCACGGGCGUGUGCGCCGACGUAGUUGGUGUGUAUCUUAAUAACAUAUCACAAUUGUUUC